Molecule: messenger RNA, 591 nt
Organism: Prunus armeniaca (apricot)
Lineage: Eukaryota; Viridiplantae; Streptophyta; Magnoliopsida; Rosales; Rosaceae
Source: the annotation of a GenBank genome assembly
AUGCCAUUCGGCCUGAAGAACACCGGCGCGACGUACCAACGAGCUAUGAACCUUAUUUUUCACGACCUAAUUGGCCGAACCGUUAAAGUCUACAUCGACGACGUUGUUGUAAAAUCCCCAUCCAAGGCUGACCACGUGGGGCAUCUCCGACAGGCUUUCAAUCGCAUGCGGGCACACGGCCUAAAGAUGAACCCUAAGAAAUGUGCUUUCGGCGUCACCGCCGGAAACUUUCUCGGUUUCUUGGUCCACCAACGAGGGAUCGAGGUAGAUAAGAAUAAAGCCACGGCUAUUAUGACGGCACCCCCGCCGAGGACCAAAAAGGAACUCCAGUCUUUCCUCGGAAAGGUCAACUUUUUAAGGCGGUUCAUACCCAAUUUGGCGGGGAAAAAUCCGGCCAUUGACUCCUCUGCUCAAACUGAAAGACACGGAACGAUUCGUGUGGGGGGCAGAACAUCAAGCGGCCCUCGACGACAUCAAGCAAUAUUUAUCUCAACCACCGGUCCUUAUGUCGCCGAAAAGAGGGAAACCUUUGAGGCUUUACAUUUCGGCUUCAGAAGGCUCUAUCGGUUGUCUGCUGGCCCAGAACAAUGA